AUGGCAACGCGGCGAACUACAUGGAUAGAUCUACGGAAGGCUAAGCUAGUGUGGAAAAUUGAAGAUAUUUAUUUUAAAAUAGCGCGUGUAAAAUGUGACGAAACUGCACUGGUAGCCGAUUUCAUAGAUGACCGGACUAUGUUUUUUCUAUAUUUAUAUGUUGGCGGAGCCACUGCUUCCAAUAAAUGUUCCUUUGGUGUAUCCGUUGCGGGAAAUUACUGUUCACAACAAAAAGGGGUUCCAGCUUUUUGCCACAUAUAUGUCGAGAGUUACAACAGCGACGGACGCAGAGAUGCAAAAGUCGAUGUCGUAAACGUUAGAACUACUUUGACAACACGAAUUUGGAGGUCAGAUGCAGCGGACCUCGGCAAGUUUAUGGCUCUAAAAUAUUUUACUGUAUUUUGCGAGAUUGAUUAUUGGACAGACAACUGUAUAAAGAACGAAUGUAAAGCAAUACCUUCGGUUCCCAGGAGCUCAGCAUUAAUAUGCUCAGAGAAUUUAGAAAUAUUGAAUUCUGGAAGUUUUAGCGAUUGCGUCUUCAGGGUUGACGAUCGUGAAAUCAAAGCGCAUCGGUGUUUUUUGGUUCAGCAUAGCGCAGUCUUUCGUGAAAUGUUCAAUGGGAAAAAAAUGCUAGAGUCGGAAGAUAGAACUAUUGAAAUAACCGACUUCAGUUAUGAAGCAGUUAUGGCAAUGCUUGAAUUUAUUUACGGAGGAUUAACAACAAAUAUUACUGACCGUGUUGUAGAAGUACUUCAAAUUGCAGCGAAAUAUGAUAUUAAACCACUAAAAUCUUUUUGCAUAAGUCGCAUUAGUACCACCAUUAAUAUAUCCAAUCUCACCACAGUCGCUCAACUUGCAGACUCAUAUUCGUUGUCCUCGUUGAUGGCGGAUUGUGGGGAUUUCCUUUCGAGAAAUAAGAGUCCUGUCCUCCACUCUGAAGGAUGGAAAACUUUAAGAAAAACAAGUCCGGAACUGGCAAUGAAAUUACUGGAUAUAAUGUCUUGA
Molecule: messenger RNA, 1005 nt
Organism: Enterobius vermicularis (human pinworm)
Lineage: Eukaryota; Metazoa; Nematoda; Chromadorea; Rhabditida; Oxyuridae
Source: the annotation of a GenBank genome assembly